UUUCUUCUCCAAGAGGUUAUAUCGGCGAAGGGGAAACAGUGGGAACCACGAGGGUGCAUCACAAUGCUCUAGAAGUCUAGGACUACUUAUGAAAUCAUCCCAGCUUGACGUUGAAUGCUCGGUGACGCCCUAGCUAACAUACGAACCCAACGACAGGCCCUGCGAAGCAGCGGUUGGGGGCGAGCUGACCUUUCGCCACAAAGGCGGCUAGUGUGGACGAAGGGGAGACCAAGUAUCAUAUGCUUACGGGACAAAAGUUGACGGAACAGCGGCUCACAAGCAGGAUGAGGCCGCGGGCCCGAUCAAUCCUUGAUACUGGAUACGCAUGUUCACGGGGAUUGUGUCGUCCAAAGGAAGUUCAUGUCAGAAGAGUCGUGAAUGUUGCCCUCGACCAAUCGCUCUGCAAAGACGCGACUCGUCACCGGCUGUUUCCCGCGGUUAAAUGUCUUGGCCUGGGACGAAGCGUGCGUCUACUUCAGUUGCUUCUUAAUGCUUUGCGCAAGGCUGAAUUCAGCGAAGGCCAAGACGGAAGGGAGGCCGAGAAAGCCGCUAGCUGCGUCUGUGGAUCGCAUCCGCACAGGGGAGCCCGAAUCGGACAAGUGUCUUCUUUCCGUGGGAAUUACGUUCGGAUUCGAGGUUCGCUCGGCGUCGCACGGGGAUGGACAGUGUCUGCAGGAGGUCGACGCUCGUGCGCGAUCCGUCAGACAAGGAGCGGCUGGCUGUAGGGCCCUUGGAAGCUCACUCAGCGGGUGGUGGCCAAGAUGCAGUAUAAGGAGCAGCGACGACU
This is a messenger RNA of Schizophyllum commune H4-8, 787 nucleotides long. RefSeq lists its product as uncharacterized. The record is from RefSeq and is a predicted model, not a curated record. Lineage: Eukaryota; Fungi; Basidiomycota; Agaricomycetes; Agaricales; Schizophyllaceae. Bases 240 to 725 code for a protein of 161 amino acids. The transcript has 5 exons.